AUGCGAAAGAAACAAGCCAAAGGCUAUCAAAUGUCGAAAGUUCACGCUUCAAAAUCCAAGUGGUCUGUCGUGUAAUUCUCCUUUGGAACAAAUGACCGAAAUCUUAUCGGCAAAUCAUCCGAUAUCGAUCUGAAUAUUGUUUGUUCAGUUGUCAUCUUCAACUGCGGACGAUUUGGUCGAAGAUAUACAACUUUUGCCAGCGAUUGUACCAGCAGCGCAUACAAUCGUCCGAGGAAGAACUGGAUACGUGGUCGCCAGCUCGUGUCCGUCCAUCCGUCGCGCUACAAAUGAAGACUUUAAAUAAUUUAGUCACCGGCUGUAAAUCCCAUCGGGGAGCGACGUUAAUCGAUACAUACCGCUGUACGCGUAGGCGUGGAGACGUGGCGGCGGACAAUAUUUUAGCGUGCAGUAGCUUUAUGACCAGAGGUUACGAGCCAGGAAGAGCCAUAACGCCUCGUAUCUUGUUGCCUCGUCGUACCAACCCCCUGCGUUCCUUGCAUUUGCGGGAAAGCUCAGCACGGGUGCCAAUUCCUACGAGCGUAUCGGACCAUAAACUGGAAACGUGA
This is a messenger RNA of Heterotrigona itama, 566 nucleotides long. The record is from the annotation of a GenBank genome assembly. Lineage: Eukaryota; Metazoa; Arthropoda; Insecta; Hymenoptera; Apidae.